AUGAAGAGCGAACAAAAGGAAAAAAUAAUGGACUACUUGUCGUGCACCCUAGACGAUGUAGUGCACAGGGAGAAAAGAAGUGGAAAGAAAAGUCUUUUAAAUUUAAAUAAUUCCAAAAAUAAUAAUUAUAAAUCCAAGUUUUUUGGUAAAAAAGACCUAACACAAAGUAGCUCAGGUUAUCGAGGCAAAGGAGGGGGUGGCAAGACAAAAUUUAUCAGCAGUAAAAAAUCAGGAAGUUUUAAGAAGCCCUUCUUUAGCAAAAGAUUAAUUGAUAAAAAAUAUAAUAGUUACAAAAGUAGAAAAUUUUACUCAGGACAAAACAGAGAUUAUUUUAAAAGUAGGCCAGGCUCUCGUAAUUCCCAUUACGCUUAUGACAGUCAUAAUAUUCCCUAUAAUAACAAAAAUUUCGUCAAUAGGAAAAAUUUGAUUAAUAGUGUUAAAUCUUCUGGAACUACAUACAAGGGUGGUAGUAGUGUAGCAAAAAGCAAACCAAGAAAAAUAUUUAAGCCAAUUCCAUCAUCCAGAAGUACCGUAAUUGCUAGCAAUGCAAAUAGCUAUAAAAGUGUACAGGUUCCAAACCACAAAUUAAGCAACUUAAACAUAUCUCUUUAUCGUAAUAAGAGAACCGUUGCUGUAAGCAAUAAAAGACCUACCACCAAUCUCUCGGUAAGAAGAAAUAACGUCAUCACGGCUAAAAAAAGUAAAGUGGUUAAAAAAGGAAUACAAAAGACUACCAUCAAAGCGAAGACCAAGAAAACUGCCAACGGAUCUAAGUUUAAACCGUUAAAUAAAUACUUUUUGUCAAAAAUUAAAAUUGUUACGUCAUUAAAUAAAAUCCCAUCCCCGCUGAAGGAACAGAAGGACACGGAGGUUAAUCUGCCGGAGUCUUUGAAUAAUCCAACCGCAAGAAAGGAAUAA
Molecule: messenger RNA, 918 nt
Organism: Plasmodium fragile
Lineage: Eukaryota; Apicomplexa; Aconoidasida; Haemosporida; Plasmodiidae
Exons: 1
Coding region: 1-918 (305 amino acids)
Source: RefSeq, a predicted model, not a curated record